AUGGGCUUGGAAGCUACUCGGGUUUGCUGCCUGACUCCCCAGGAACCUGAUGUCGGAGACGGCCGGAGAAGCCCAGCCCCGGACUCGAGGAUGCCCUUUGCCAGCAGAGACACCCCGCAGAACGGGAACACGAGUGACUCGUCCAGCGGGGAGUCCAGCAGCGGGCAGUGGCCCAAGCGGGGCGCCUCCCCAUCCCGCGUGCGCUUCGAGGACGAGUCGGCCCGCGACGCCGAGUCCCGCUACCUGGAGCGGCUGCAGCAGCGCCAGAAGUGCCAAGCCUGCGGCAGCUGCAUCCACGACCGACGCCCCGCCCCGGGGAAGGCCGGCCCGGACGCCAGGGCCCUCCCGGAGCGCGAAGCUGCCUGCGGGGUGCCGGCGGAGCCCCUCAGCUCUCGGGGCCCGAGCCCCCCCUUCGGGCUCCUCCCUGCCGAGCCGGGGUGCCUCACGGAAUGGAUCCGGGAAACGCACAUCGGAGACUCGGCGCGCCCCGAGGAGGUGGAUUCCGCGCUGGACAGCACGGACACCUCGGACAGCUGCAGGACCGACAGUGAGGAGGCUGGGACCUCGCAGCCCAGUAGGGCUCGGGGGCCAGCCCGAGGCAACAGCCCCCGUCCGCGGGGCUCCAGGCCUCGAGGAGGCCCCAGGUGGUUCCGGAAGGCGGAGCUGCCCGGGAGCCCUCAGGCCCCGCACUACCUGCUGGGGGUUGACCACGUGGAGGGUGCAGCCGAGGUGAAAGAAGGCAGGGGACACCUGCCUGAGGGGACUCUGGUUCGCAGAGAAGAGGCUUUCGCUAAGCCUCCCGUCCUGGAACGUAAAAGGGCUUCCCUGGGCUCCCAGUGGCAGCCUGGCCCAGGGCUGGGAAAUCACUGGGUCCACCCGGUGGAUUCCCGGGCUCUGAGCAGGACAGCCUAUCCCCUGGCCUCUUCCAUGAUGCUGGGGUCCUCGGCGCCAGGCAGACAGGCCCAGGAUGGAGGAAGCCAUGAGUCUCUGGAGACUGUCUCUGCUUCCUCCCUGCAACAGAGUCACGCAGAGCCCUCUGCCCUGCACCAGGCCCAGCAGCUGACCUCUUCCCUCUCCCCCGAAGGCUGGGUGCCAACCCCUCCAUCUUCAAGGAAAACCACCUCACCUGUGUCUCACAGGAAGGCAGCCCUGGCUGCACCCCGCAGGCUGGGUGAGCAGGGAGAGCCUGUGGACCCACCUCCGCCUCCUUCAAGAAGUGUAGUUCCCAGGACCUGUGAGCUCUCCCCGGCCCAGACCCAGCCCUACGGCCCUGCAGGCAGGCAUCCCCAGCUGGCCCUGUCCACCAAUAACUGCAGCAAUAGCCUGCCUCUGGGGCUGCAGGAGCCCUGGGGAGGGGCCGGCCUCGAGGCCAAGGUGGAGGAUGGCCCCUGCAGCCAGGAGCUGCCCCCGGAGAACCGCGGCCACGGAGGAGUCCAGGGCUUUCUUGGCCCAGCAGCUGUUGGCGCAGUCAGCUCCGUGAGCAUCACCCUCUCCCUGGCCUUAGAGGAGUCGGAGUCCAGCCAGGAACCAGAGGGAGGCCUGCAGAGGCCAGGGUUGAGUUCCGGAGGGCAGGUGUCAUCCCGGGCAUUCCCAGGGGUCAGCGCAGGACCUGGCCCGCCCUCCACUGCCCCUUCUGACAGGAGCAAGAAAAGCAGCAGCCUGGCCUCCACCCUGGGGCUGAAAAAGCUCUUGCUGGCGCUGGGCCACAGCGCCAGGCCCAAGCUGGGCAAGGCCCGCAGCUACAGCAUGGAGCAGCUUCAGUCCCCUGCGCCUGGCCCGGCGUCACACGCCAGCACCCCCAGAGUGAAGAAAGCCCCGUCGGUACAGUCCCUGCAACUGGGUAAAGUUCAGAUCACCUGA
Molecule: messenger RNA, 1860 nt
Organism: Leptonychotes weddellii (Weddell seal)
Lineage: Eukaryota; Metazoa; Chordata; Mammalia; Carnivora; Phocidae
Source: RefSeq, a predicted model, not a curated record